Cynara cardunculus var. scolymus (artichoke) is the source of this 1119-nucleotide messenger RNA. Its product is annotated as mitochondrial uncoupling protein 5-like. Gene Ontology annotation, biological process: phosphate ion transmembrane transport; malate transmembrane transport; succinate transmembrane transport. The coding region runs from base 1 to 912 and encodes 303 amino acids. The transcript has a single exon. The record is from RefSeq and is a predicted model, not a curated record. Gene Ontology annotation, molecular function: antiporter activity; succinate transmembrane transporter activity; oxaloacetate transmembrane transporter activity. NCBI's taxonomy places the organism in Eukaryota, Viridiplantae, Streptophyta, Magnoliopsida, Asterales, Asteraceae.
AUGGGAUUGAAGGGAUUCGUCGAAGGCGGCAUAGCAUCAAUUGUCGCCGGAUGUUCAACCCACCCACUUGAUCUCAUUAAGGUUCGUAUGCAGCUGCAAGGCGAAAACACCCACCAUGCGCAGCUGGGAACCAACAACAAAGUUUCUCGGCCUCCGCGUGUGGGUCCCAUUGCGGUUGGGAUGCGGAUCGUCCAGCAAGACGGAGCAGCAGCGCUCUUCUCCGGCGUAUCCGCAACCAUUCUCCGCCAAACGCUUUAUUCCACCACCCGUAUGGGUCUCUACGACAUGAUGAAGAACAAAUGGACGGAUCCCGAGACCGGAAACAUGCUUUUGUGGAAGAAGAUCGGUGCCGGAUUAAUCGCCGGUGGGAUCGGCGCCUGCGUCGGGAAUCCGGCCGACGUAUCGAUGGUCCGCAUGCAGGCUGACGGAAGGCUUCCGGCUGCAGAGCGUCGCAACUACAAAAGCGUGGUGGACGCUCUAUCACAUAUGGCCAAAAACGAAGGGAUCGGUAGCCUGUGGCGCGGUUCAUCGCUUACGGUGAACCGUGCCAUGUUAGUGACCGCAUCGCAGUUAGCAUCGUAUGAUCAGAUCAAAGAGACGAUCUUAAAGAAGGGUUUGAUGGAAGAUGGGUUGGGGACCCAUGUGGGUGCGAGCUUUGCAGCUGGGUUCAUUGCUUCAGUGGUUACGAACCCAAUCGAUGUGAUCAAGACUCGAGUCAUGAACAUGAAGGUGGAACCAGGAAAGGCUCCGCCGUACGCGGGUGCCACGGAUUGCGCCAUGAAAACCAUAAAGAGUGAAGGUCCGAUGGCGCUUUACAAAGGGUUUAUUCCGACGAUAUCUAGGCAAGGACCAUUUACUAUCGUGCUCUUUGUCACACUGGAACAAGUCCGGAAAUUGCUAAAGGAUUUUUGAAUUUCAUUGAUUGAUGAUGACGACGACAAAUAUUUCAGUAUUGGCGUAACAAAAAGUUACCAUAGUUUUAUUAUUUUUUUGUUUUUAUUUUGAAAAAAUGAAUAAUUUAAUUAUAUUACAUCUUUAAAAAAUUUAAUGCAAGUGUUUACGUAUUAAGCAUGUAUUCAGAAAAGCUAUUAUUUAUAAGAAUAAAACGAAAUACAAAAA